Trematomus bernacchii (emerald rockcod) is the source of this 2886-nucleotide messenger RNA. RefSeq names its product Cbl proto-oncogene C, E3 ubiquitin protein ligase (gene cblc). Gene Ontology annotation, molecular function: receptor tyrosine kinase binding; SH3 domain binding; calcium ion binding. The record is from RefSeq and is a predicted model, not a curated record. The transcript is spliced from 12 exons. Gene Ontology annotation, biological process: negative regulation of epidermal growth factor-activated receptor activity; cell surface receptor signaling pathway. The coding region runs from base 599 to 2440 and encodes 613 amino acids. Gene Ontology annotation, cellular component: membrane raft; plasma membrane. NCBI's taxonomy places the organism in Eukaryota, Metazoa, Chordata, Actinopteri, Perciformes, Nototheniidae.
CAAAGGGUGCACCAAGAACAGAAAGAGCGAGAACGAAAGAGAGGGGGGGGGGGGGGUGACAGAAGAAAGAAAGAGAGACAAAGAAGAAGCAGCAAAGUUUCAGCCAAUGACAGAGGACAUGUUUUCCGCGGUGUUGUGAGUAGAUGUGUCUGUUCUGUUGACCCUGACAUUGUGGGAGUGCUCUGCCUCUGAGAUGUGAGCAUGAAUAUUGAUCUGACACAGGAGAAAGAGUCUAAAAAUGGGCUAUUUCUGGAGGAAAUGCUAAGAUUGAAGUGCAUUUUUAGAGAUGCUAUAAUUGUGCGGGCUAGCCAUCGUUGGGUCAUGUAAUGCUAUUGGAUUAUUUUAUGGAUCAAAGAUGGAUGCUGUUUGAAGAGGCUAAGAUGUCUGCUUAUCCAAAGAAGCUGGGACCUCACACAAAUCACCGUAAGGACAUUAAAUACCAGCAGAGACACUCAAACACUUGAGUCUGGAUGAUAACUGCUCCUAUUUUUGCUCUUAAACACAUUCAAUAGACCAUUAUUAUUUAUCGUCACGCCUCCUUACAUGGAGACAGACUGACAUUUAAGGUUGAUUCACAUCACUUCACAACAGAGGAAAGAUGGCGGCAGCAGGUUCUGGAGCUUCCCUGAGCCCCAAAUCUAGCUCCCAGACUCCUACCAGUGGAGACAGGCGGCUGCUGGACAAGACCCUAAAAAGACUUCAUAAACUGGGCGAACUAUGCACUAACCCCCGGCUGGGCCUGAGGAACAGUCCACCAUACCUGCCAGAGCUGGUCUCUGAGACGACAACACUGCUGACUCAGGUCUGGGAGCCCUACAGAGGCCCCAGGGGGCCGGGGGGCCAGGCACCCCGAGGGGACGAGGCCAAAUACCUGAGGGUCCACAUCCGAAACCUGCUGGAUAAGACGGACCGGGCGCUGCUGCUGUUCAAAGAGGGACGGGACAAGAUGUUCGAGGACACGUCCAGCUGCAGGAGGAACUUGACCAAACUGUCCUUGCUGUUCAGUCACAUGCUCUGGGAGCUGAGGGCCAUAUUUCCAGGGGGCAGUUAUCAGGGUGACACCUACAGGGUGACUAAGCCAGAGGCAAAGGAGUUUUGGAUGCACUCAUUCGGAAACAAGUGUUUUGUGCAGUGGAAUAGCUUCAAAGAGCAGCUGCAGAGUGUGCAUGCGUUUGAGGAAGGGAUGGAGUCCAUGGCUCUGAAAUCAACUAUAGAUCUCACCUGUAAUGACUACAUCUCUGUGUUUGAGUUCGACAUCUUCACCAGACUGUUUCAGCCGUGGAGGUCACUCAUAAGGAACUGGAACCAGCUAGCAGUGACUCACCCCGGCUACAUGGCCUUCCUCACCUAUGACCAGGUUAUAGCUCGUCUGGAACACUACCUGCACAGACCUGGGAGCUAUAUCUUCCGCCUGAGCUGCACAAGAAUGGGUCAGUGGGCUAUUGGUCAUGUGACCAGUGAAGGGGGCAUCGUCCAGACCAUCCCCCAGAAUACACCUCUCUACCAGGCACUCAUUCAGGGCUUCAAGGAAGGAUGGUUCGAGAAAAAAACACACACAGCUCUCUGGUUUAUUUUUGUCUCUGUUUGUCUCUUUUUUCUCCUUAGUGCUGUGUGUUUGUGUGCCUGCAGCUACCUGUACCCAGAUGGCCGAGAUGUGAACCCCGACCUGACAAGCUUGUGUGAGCCGGCCCACAGGGGCAAAGUCAAAGUUUCAGAAGAGCAGUAUGAGAUUUACUGUGACAUCGGCAGCACCUUCCAGCUGUGUAAGAUCUGCACAGAGAGGGAUAAGGACACUCGUAUCCAGCCCUGUGGACAUCUCCUGUGCCAACACUGCCUCACAGGCUGGCAGCAGAAGUCGGCUGGCCAGACCUGCCCGUACUGUCGCUGCGAUAUCAGAGGAACUGAGUCCAUCCUCGUGGAGCCCUUCCUACCAGGCAGCGGUCAGUGGGGGGAGGAGGGUGAGGAGGACCAGGAGGAGGAGGAGGAGGACCAUGAGGACAUUGAACUGGUGCUAAAGGAAAUGGCUGCCCUGAAGAAGUUCUCAAGUUCGGAUUACCAAGUUCCCCGGUCCCACCUCAGCGUUCCACCUCUGCCCCCUAAAAACUUCACCACCCCACUCUCUCCAUCUCCCUCCAGCCGACCGCGGACCUCAGAAACCCAGACCCCGGAAAAACACUCCCACUCAAGUUCACCGGCUCAAAGUGGCAAUGGAGCACGUAGAAGACACAAACAAGAGAAAAAGAAGAACAGUGCUGAAUAUCUCACAGAAGCAAAGUCCACAUCUUCCUCUCAGAGGGCUGUCGACAGUGCAGCAGCAUGGCUCGGCCCCUCCAGCCCAGUGAAACAGAGACAAAGACACAAAGAGAGGGAGGAACGGAGAGCGGGGCUCAGAGAAGACAAAUGUGACCUGGAAGAGAUGACGAGAAGAAUGUCGUCCUGACAGAAGAGCACCUUUGCAAGAUAAAGACUCUAACUCAAAGCGAGAAAUACCUGAAAAUCAGCCCUCAGUGAAAGUAAAAAUAGUUUCUGGUGUCAUGUUUAGCUGUAAUGAGUGGGUGGGACUGACAGGAAGAUAUCUCACUGAGGCCUCCUACUGUUCAACAGCAGUAGGGUCAGCACUUAUUCUUUAUAAUUAAAACAUUUUAUGAGCCCCCCUUAAAUAAUGGAAAUGAUUGAAAUUCUUGACAUUAUAAUUAUAACCCUAACACUUUUGAAAAAGGAAGGGAGCAAUCACAUGUCUGGAGAGAGAAAUGUGCUACCUCACUGUUUAACCCAUACCAUGAAUAUGUUCCUUAUAACAGCUUUUAAACCCUCUACUGCAGUGGUUCUCAACUGGUCAGGCCUCAGGACCCACUUUUUCCUUUGUCAAUAAAUCGCGACCCGAAA